AUGUCUAUUGGGUAUUCUGACCCGACAUUUGGAGAGUCAGCAGCCUUCCUUCCGAUGGACAGAGCAGUGGCUGGCCAAACAAGGCCAUCGCUGAGACAUAACUCGUCACUUUCGAGGGGCAACAUUCAUCGUCGAAGUUCAAUUAUAAUGGCUGAUACGGGCCAGAAAAUACAGCGAUCGUAUUCAUUUUGGGACCAAACGCAGGACGAAAUUGAGUUGGAGAAUCAAAUUGGAAGCAACAGACGGAAAGUAGAAGAUAGCAACCAAGGGUUUCAGGGUAGAUUCAAAAGUAUGGUCUCCUCUGACACUUGCAAAGGAGUGCUCAAGGGAGCUUUGGCCUAUUUUGUUGCUUCGUGGGCUGUCUACUCGUCCACGCUCUCUAGUAUAUUAGGGAAUGCUGAUUCCAAGCAUUUGAUUUGCACAAUUGUCGUUUACUUCCAUCCAACAAGGACUAAAGGGUCUAUGAUUCAGUCUUUGAUUUUCGUGAUCUUAGCCCUCUCGUUUGCAUUUUCAAUCUCGGUGAUCCUAAUGAGCAUUUCGGCCAAAUCAUAUAACAUGGAAAGCCCUGAGCUUGGGUAUGGUAUUGAUCUUGUAUUCAGCUGUGCUGCUCUUGGUUUAAUAUCAUUAACUAAACAGUGGGUCAGUAAACCUACAUUCAACACCGCUUGUUCGCUGAGCGCCAUAGUCAUCAUUUCUUGCGUCAUUAAGGAAGGUAGUCAAGAUGGUAGCGUUGUGCCAUGGGCCAAAAUAGGGUCAAUAUUCAGAAUUGUCCUGGCAGGAUGUAUAGUCUCGGCAUUGACCUGUUAUCUGUUGUGGCCCACAUCUGCUGAGAUGAAGCUAAAGCAACACUUGAACGAAAAUGCAGAUGCACAGUCUCAUCUCCUCAAACUUGUAUCAAGGUCCUUUUUAGGGUACGAUCACAUAGAAUCGUCUGAGACAAACGUUCUUGUUGAGAAAGUCAAGUCGAGCCUCAAAAACCUUAAGAGAUACCUGGAAGAAGCCAAGUUCGAACUGUACUUGAAGGGAAAGGAAAAGGAGUAUCACCUACUCAAAGAUCUGGUGGAGUCGUGUGGAAAGCUCUGGAUGACCAUGGCUGGAAUGAGGAUGUCUGUCGAGUUCAAAUACGAACUUCUUGACAUCGGUAACCAUGUUCACACGGAAACCACGUCCUUGCGCAGCUACUACAGUGAACAGGUUGACGGGAGCACAUCUAAUGAGAGUGAUUUUGACGACGAUGAAGCUGUUGCAAUAAAUUCCAAAGAGCUAUUUGAUUUGUUUGUCUACUAUCUGGGACCGUCUAUUAAAAGUUUCUCGUAUACUGUCAGACAAAUUUUAAGCGGUGUUCCUUUCAAUUCAGAGAAUCAGAUAGAACCGGCUGUUGAACAGUACUCUAAAAGCUUGGCUCUGGCAAAGGACUUAUACAGUGACAACCAACUCAAGGCCCUCAAAAAACUAUACGACCAAGACCUCUUCAAGACAGAGACGGACUUUGAUUCCAAAGUCGAUCAAGAAGAAGUGGCUGCAUCCUGCGGAAACUUCUCUUUUCUGCUGUUGGAGUUUGCCUCGGAGCUUUUUGAAUAUUUGCGAAUUUUGAAGGAGUUAAAUGCCGUGUCCACUUACAAAGAUACCAAAACUUUUGAGUUUUUGAAGUUUUGGAAACGAUCAUCUCCUCUGUCGUCCAGUGCUCCACGAAAAAGUACUAUUAACGAUAUGAUAUCUCGAAUACAAGGAACUAAUGAGGAUUACAGUGCCAAAAUGUCCCUAAAUUAUAGAAUCUGGAGAAUAGUCAAAAUCCUAAGAAGUGUGGACGUCCAAUUUGGUCUGAGAGUGGGUAUUGGCUCACUUUUCAUAGCCAUAUUUGCAUACAUCGACAAGACGAAAGACUUCUUUGAUGACUGGCGAGGAGAAUGGGCUCUGGUGACAUUUUGCAUUAUAAUGAACAAGUCUGUUGGAGGAACCACUAUGACCAUCAAAUGGAGAUUCCUAGGAACAUUUUUAGGGGCUUUCACAGCUUAUUGUGUUUGGGUGCUAUUAUACCCAAAUGCGCUGCUAAUGGCAAUUGUGGGAUUCUUGUUUUCCAUCGGGUGCUUCCAUAUCAUCAUCAACUGGGAAGCAAAUAAUGCAUUUGGUAGAUUCAUUCUUCUCACCUACAAUUUGACCGUAUUAUAUUCGUGGACUAUGGCCAAUAAGGUGAUAGAUAAAGUGCCCGACUAUGACGAUGAAGGAGGAGACAACCCGAUCAUAUUUGAAAUUGCUAUUCACCGUUUUCUGGGUGUCUCAUUUGGAGUCAUCUGGGCUUUGAUCGUGACAAUGUCUCUGUUCCCUAAUUCUGCUCGGAGCAGGAUACGUAGAGGGCUCUCCAUUUUAUGGUUGCGAAUGGGCAUCAUUUGGCAUAGCGGUCCGCUGGCUUUUGAGGUUGACGAGCACAAUGAAUACAAGCUCAUUGGUAUACGAGACAGGAAGACUAUUCACAUGAUCAUGUCUGAGUUGGAGACUUUAGUCAAACAGGCUCCAAUGGAGAUAAGACUCAAGGGGCCAUUCCCCAUAGGAAUUUACGAGAAACUACUUAUUUCAACUUCUCGGAUAAUUGACGCUUUCGAGAACUUGAACUCCAUCAUUGAAAUCAAUAAAAGGCUUACUCCCAACGAACAUUCAGUGCUUCAGAAUCUAGCAGGUGAAAUGUCGGAACUUGAGAAUCGCGUUUUCCUUAUUUUCUACAUGUUGGCUUCAGCCAUGAAGCUGGGGUUCCCACUCGCAAACAAACCUGCUUCUACCGAACAUUCAAAAGAGCGAAUGCUCGCUAAAAUGAGCGAGAUUCGCAAAAGAAGUACCUCAGAAAAGCAAGUGCUGUCGGACGAAGACUUUGUUCUCCUUUACACGUACAACCUGGUCACAAACUCAAUUACUAAUGAGUUAGACGUUCUUCUAGGACUUGUGGCAGACUUGUAUGGUAGAGUUUCUGAGGAAACUCUCGAAUUAUGA
Molecule: messenger RNA, 2982 nt
Organism: Ogataea angusta
Lineage: Eukaryota; Fungi; Ascomycota; Pichiomycetes; Pichiales; Pichiaceae
Exons: 1
Coding region: 1-2982 (993 amino acids)
Source: RefSeq, a predicted model, not a curated record